Molecule: messenger RNA, 1443 nt
Organism: Stylophora pistillata
Lineage: Eukaryota; Metazoa; Cnidaria; Anthozoa; Scleractinia; Pocilloporidae
Product: protein Churchill
Biological process (GO): multicellular organism development; positive regulation of DNA-templated transcription; fibroblast growth factor receptor signaling pathway
Molecular function (GO): zinc ion binding
Source: RefSeq, a predicted model, not a curated record
GUGGAAAACCGCAUCCACAAAAUCCCUCUGCUAUGGUCGACGCGACGUUUAGAGUAAAGGGGUUGAUUGAUGCGUUGCCUCACGUAGUUCUUGUGCUGAUCAUGUGUCAAUAUUGUGUAAAACAGCAGCAUCCUCAACGGGGGACAAUCUGCUUGGAGAGUGGAUCAUAUUUAAUGAACUUUGCAGGUUGUAAAGAGUGUGGGAAAAAAGAGCCCCUUAAAACCCUUGUAAUGUUUACAGAGGAGGAUGUUGACGGAGAAGAACUUGUAACCUACAAACAUGUGUGUCCAGGCUGUGAUCAUCUUGUGGCUGAACAUGAGUACACAUUUAGGGUUGAGGGAAAUUACCAGGAAUACAUGAUGACUUGUCUACUGUGUGGGACUGCUGCAGACUCCAUUAGCAUUCUGCCAGGGAGCCCUACUGAAAACACCAGCACCUUUUAGCUCCUGGCGUGGGGACAUUCACUUAUAUGAAGCAAAGCAUGACCAGUCAUACAUACAUGUACAGAGACUUGUGUGCAACAGUUUUGUCCUGUCCCAUUUACAUUAAAUAUUUUGAAAGUUUCAUUAGUUCACAUCCUGUCAUCUUCAAGUUAGGACUACCCUUUGGUGAAGUGGGCAUCCACUAAUUGACUCAUAUGUUUCAUUUAUUUUUAAAAGUGUCAUUCUUGGCAUAACAAAUUAUGAUGAUGGUUGAUGAAUGUUAAAGAGAAAGUUCAUUGAUUUACUGAUAACAGUUCAUUGUGCUCUGUAAUUAUUCAAGAGUAUUGCUACUCAAAGAACUGCUAAUCUACCUUGUGUGGACAACUGUAGAAACUACUGAAAAAAGUUAAAUAUUUUAUAGUAUUUCGCAUUAUGUACAGUAUUUUUAUACUGUAUGUUGUGUGCAUAUUUCAAAAUUUCUCCAGAGUCUUUUUACCCUAAACCCUAUGAUUAACAUGAAGGCAAGAUAUCUUGUUAGAGAGUUUAGAGGUAAUUAAGUAUCACGAUACAAAGCAUGGCUUCUACUUCUCUGUUCAUGGUAGUUGAUAUAUCAAAAAUGGAAGGAACUUGAACAAUCAGUUGUAAUAAGGCUCUCCCCUUGUUCAUGAAAAAAGUGAUGUUACAAACUGGAGAAUUCGAUUGGCAAUCAGGAGCUUCCUGAAUUGGCAAUCAUUUCCUUUAUUCUCCUGAUCUCUACAUUUGAUUUAGGAGUGGUGCUGUAAGGGGAAAUUAGAAGCUCGUCAUUCUUCUAGUGUAACCGCUUCCGUUUAACCUAAAUGUUACCGCUUCCAAAAGAAGCUGCGAAAUAUUUUAUGGUUUGAUUAAUGCCUCCGUGAUUAGUUCAUUUAAGACAGAAAAUUAUAGUUAGUGUUUCAGUUCAGGGUAAGACCUCGUGUAAUCAAGAUUGUUUCUAAACAGAAGACAAGUUAGACCAUAAUCCUCAAUAAAGUAGUCAAGACCC